Messenger RNA from Tachysurus vachellii, 1952 nucleotides. It is a transcript of the gene mmp17b, whose product is annotated as matrix metallopeptidase 17b. Gene Ontology annotation, cellular component: extracellular matrix. Bases 89 to 1939 code for a protein of 616 amino acids. The record is from RefSeq and is a predicted model, not a curated record. Gene Ontology annotation, molecular function: zinc ion binding; metalloendopeptidase activity. Gene Ontology annotation, biological process: extracellular matrix organization; proteolysis; collagen catabolic process. The transcript is spliced from 11 exons. NCBI's taxonomy places the organism in Eukaryota, Metazoa, Chordata, Actinopteri, Siluriformes, Bagridae.
UUCCUCAUCAAGGAUGGAAACCCUAACAUUUCCUUCUGGAUGAAGACGCCGAUUUUCCUACAUCUUAAAUGUUUUACAUGUCGCCAGUAUGAAGGUGCUACAGUGGACGGUGCUUACGCUCAGCCUGUGUGGAUGUAAGUGGGCGGUGUCUGUUCCACUGGCCCCACACAUUGCAUUAUUAACACCUGAAACCACGCCCUCCGUUACACCCACAAUGGACGAGAGCGCAAGGCUAGUGGAUUGGCUUAUGAAGUAUGGCUACCUGCCCCCUCCUGACCCCUCCACGGGUCAGCUCCAGGCCUGGACUGCAGUCACACAUGCUUUGAAGGCCAUGCAGAGAUUUGCUGGAUUACAAGAUACUGGAGAACUGGAUGAGGAGACUCUGAGACUGAUGCAGACUCCUCGCUGUUCACUUCCUGAUGAUGAAGAGAGAAGCCAGAUCUCUGAGUCAGACUUAGAGAGUGAACAUCACGACCAGAGGGUAAAGCGAGACGUAUCAAGUUGGGCUCAGAGAAACAUCAACUGGAGAUUGCGUACGUACCCCACUUCCUCUGCUCUGUCCCAUGAGACGUUCCGUUCUCUGGUCUUCUACGCUCUGAAAGUGUGGUCAGAACCAACAGCUCUUGAAUUUUACGAGGUUGGAGGACCAGAUGGGGCGGAUCUCCUGAUUGAUUUUUUACAUGGUUCACAUGGUGAUGGAUAUCCGUUUGAUGGAGUGGGUGGAGCUGUUGGCCACGCCUUCUUUCCUUCAGACCCAGACAGAGCCGGUGAAGUCCAUCUGGAUGCAGAGGAGGAGUGGGCAUUCAGACAGCCGGCUUCUGAAGGUACAGAUGCGUUCACGGUGCUGGUGCACGAGCUCGGCCAUGCUCUCGGACUCUCCCACUCUUCAGCGCGGGGGUCCGUUAUGAGGCCGUAUUACCAAGGGCCCCUGGAAGACCCGCUCCACUUCAGCCUGGGCUCUCCAGACCGAGAGCACAUCACCGCUCUCUAUGGAAAGAGGGGUGAUAAUCUACAGACAGUCAGUCCUCCUCCAGAGGCAGAAGCUGAACUAAAACAUCCACACAGAGAUGCACACAGACUCACACACAUGCACCGGCACACACACAGACACCAGGACAGAUCCAGUCCUUCUCUGGAUCGCUGCAACACCAGUUUCGACGCGGUUGCUAAAAUUCGAGGGGAAACGUUUUUCUUCAAAGGUCUGAGUAUGUGGAGGGUGAAUCGUGGAGGUCUGGUGUCUCAGAGAGCCGUAUCCGUACAGAAACUCUGGGCCGCUCUGCCCGCAUCUCUGCCCCCACUGAGGGCCGUAUUGGAGAGGCAUGAGGAUCACGCUAUCAUCUUCAUCAGUGGUUCUCAGUUCUGGCUGUUUAAGGAUCUGUCUCUGCAGAAAGGUUUUCCGCAGCCGCUCUCUGCUCUGAAUCUCACAGACUCGGACGGAGUGAAGCUCGGUGUGCACUGGGACCCUGAAAAAGGAGUGGUGUGGGGGUCAGCAAAAGAGGGUGGAGAGUGUGGUGAGGUGUGGACGGAGCUCACCGAAGGAGGAGUGAAUGGAAUUAUUACAGACAAUGAUGGUUCUCUCCUCCUCUUCAAAGGCUCUCAGUAUUGGCAAUUUGCUCACCGAUGCUCCGCCCCUGAGCCUGGCUUUCCCCGACCUGUGGCCUCAGAUUGGUUGAACUGCCCAGACCCCUCUCUCUAUCACCCCGGUGACAUCUCUCUGACGUCCACUGUUGGUCAGCAGGAGCUUCAAGAGAGAAAAAAGGAACAAGCUUUGGAGCAGAUCAGGCGUAGGCACAAAACCACAGUGAGACAUACAGAAAAUCCCGGGGAAUGUCCUUGUACCGACAGCGCAGCUCUAUCUAGCACCAGUCUGCAUUACCUGACAAUUAGCCUGCUCUUACACACAGCCAUCUGUGUCACUUCACAUCCUUUUCAUCUUUAGAUGUCUUUAUACG